AUGGGUCACUCAGCUGGUCUUCGCGCGGGUACCCGCUAUGCUUUCCAGAGAGGCUUCAAGAAGCGCGGUACCAUUCCUCUAUCCACAUACCUGCGCCAAUACAAGGUCGGUGACAUCGUCGACGUAGUCGCCAACGGUGCCGUACAGAAGGGCAUGCCAUUCAAGGACUUCCACGGAAAGACUGGUGUAAUCUAUAACGUCACCCCAACUUCCGUUGGUGUUAUCCUCCACAAGCAAGUCGGCAACCGAUACAUCGAGAAGCGCGUAAACGUCCGCAUCGAGCAUGUCCGCAAAUCUCGCUCGCGAGAGGAGUUCUUGAACCGCGUGAAGGAGAAUGCCGCGAAGAGGAGAGAGGCGAAAGAGCAGGGCAAGUCGGUGCAGCUUAAGCGCCAACCUGCUAUGCCGCGUGAAGCUAGGACUGUGUCGACAAAGGGUAACUGGCCGGAAAGCGUCGUCCCUGUGCCAUACGAGACCACGAUUUAG
Molecule: messenger RNA, 483 nt
Organism: Pseudovirgaria hyperparasitica
Lineage: Eukaryota; Fungi; Ascomycota; Dothideomycetes; Acrospermales; Acrospermaceae
Product: putative 60S ribosomal protein L21-B
Exons: 3
Coding region: 1-483 (160 amino acids)
Biological process (GO): translation
Cellular component (GO): ribosome; cytosolic large ribosomal subunit
Molecular function (GO): structural constituent of ribosome
Source: RefSeq, a predicted model, not a curated record